ACACACACACACACACAGCAUUUCAAAACCUAAUGGCGCCAACGGAGGAUGCAGGUUUGAUUUAAAACGCAUAUUAUUUUUGACGCAUGGAUACAAUGGUUGAUUAUUGUUUCUCCAAAAGUGAUCACUCGUCAUUAAUCGGAUACAACAGAGUAAAAGGCAUCAGCUUGUAAAAGUUGUUUGAACUUGCAGAAGCUGAGCGCACGCUCGAGACUUUUCCCACAGAGGUUUGAGCGCAUGGAGCGCGCGCUCAUGAACCGAAUGGAUUCAGAGCGUUGGCUUCUUCGCUUCUGGUGAAACGGUGUCUUUUUUUUUUUUUUUUUUUUUUUUAAACGAACCCCACCUCCUCUUUCACCGCCGCUGGAUUUCUCUGUUUUCGUUCGGAGAGGCCGUUCAAAUGCUGGAAUGGAUCGGCGUUGUUUGUGUCCUCCUCUUGGUGGCCACGGUCUGGCCAGUGCUCAAGCAUUUGGGAGCGUUUUUAAGGGGGCCUGAAAUCGCACGAGGAGAAAGGAGCGCAUCGAAGCCUGCAACCGGGACAGAGACUAUUAAAGCGCACGAGCCGGCAGGUGAAUCAUCAGCCCCUGUCGCGUUCAUCUGCAAACCCUCGGCACUCGCCAAAUACUUGCUCAAACACUGCUCGAGCUUCUGUAAAUACGUACCGUGCCCGGCGUGGCACUGGCGUGCGAGUCCGUGCUUACAGACAGUUUUGGGUGCUCUCUGGCCGCACGACUGCGCCGUGCAUUUCAUCCGAGAUUAUUUACAGCUGAGUGACGACGGCCUGGUAGCUCUAGAUUGGGCUGUUGUUGGUCCAAAGAGGAGGAGGACUUCAAGCAAUUCCUCUAGUCCCGUUCUUCUGAUCAUUCCCAACUCUUUCGGAAAGCUCACCAGGAACGUAUUACAGCUCUGUGAGGCAGCUCUGAAUCAUGGCUACCUCCCAGUGGUGUUUAACCGGCGCAGUCAGAAUGGUACGCCGCUCAGCACCAUCAAACUACAAGAGUUUGGUGACCCAGCUGAUCUGCGUGAGGCGGUACGUUAUAUCCGCUACCGCCAGCCUACAGGCCGUGUCUAUGCAGUGAGUGAGAGCACUGGCUCAGGCCUUCUCCUAUCUUACUUGGGAGAGUGUGGCUCCUCAAGCUACAUGACUGCUGCUGCCUGCCUGUCACCCAUCUUCCGCUGUCAGAGCUGGUUUGAGAGCGGUCCUGGCUGGCCCUUCCACUGGGUCCUCCUGCUUUAUCAGAAGGUCUGCCUUAGCAGGUACAGAACAGUGCUGGGGGAGCUGAUCCAUGUCGACAGCCUGUUCUCCAGCCGCUCACUCAGGGCCAUGGAAGAGGCACUGUUCUGUCAGUCCGGUCUGAAGAAGGCGCCAGCUGAAGGAGCCUGGGAGGCAUACUGGGAACGCAAUGACGCAUUGAGGGACGUGGACGAGGUGGCAAUCCCUGUGCUGUGCGUGUGCAGCCGUGACGAUCCGAUCCGUGGUGAAACUCGGUCCACGCUACCCCUAGAGCUGUUUGAGAGCAACCCUCACUUCUUCCUGCUGUUGACAGAAAGCGGAGGCCACUGUGGCUUCUCCACUGCCAAUGAAGGCUCUGUGCUCUGGAGCCACGAAGCUGUUCUUGAGUUCUUCAGGGGAACCAGCGACUUCUUUGCAGCUGAAGAGAGGGCCAAGGUGUCCGCCAGGCGUCGUGGUGCAAACCUCGGUGCUAAAUCUUUCCGCCAUCGCAGCGUGAGCAGCUACAAAAGGUUACCAGUCUGCUCACAUGACAUCCACACCAUCUACAACUGGCAGAGGUCUUACACCAGAUGAUGAUUACUGACACAGCAUGGAGGAGGUUUUUUUUUUUCUUUUUUUUCAAAAGAAGUAAAUAUAUCAGAACAUAUGAGGUAUAUGUCAGAUAUCUACAUACAUAAGACGGUACAUGUGAAUGAGUUGAGAACAUUAGUUUAAAAAAAAAGCUAAUGAAGUAGUCAUGUAACAGAACUGUGUUCCAUGAUUUACAUGGUGCUUCCUGUAUCUCAUUCCCUCAUCUAUUCCUUACAUUCAUCUGGACAGCGGCUGUCUGUCGCUGAUCUCACUGCCAUUACAACAUCCUGCAUGUAAAAUGAUAAAAACAGAAUUUUCCAUGAGGUAACGCUCUCAGUAUGUGCAGCUUCUGGAAGGUGGAGCAAUGAGCUGUAAUGUUAUCACAAGGCCAUUACAUUUGUGCUAUAAUUCUUUGAGCCUGCUGGGAUAUUUAUAAUUGCCUUGUUGUCUGACAUGUUACGUGUCGUUAAGUAGUUGUCGGAACUACUGGGGUUUUGUUGACCACACUAAGGUUGCAGGGUUGUGGUGUUGUUCUUGCUUUUGUCACUGAAUACACUGACAUGCCAAUCUUUUUACAUUUUAAUCUAUAACACAAUGUUUAAAUUAUCUACAUGCUCGAUGAAAGAGGUUAAUUAAAAUCAUAUACUUGAGAUUUACUUUUUUUUUUUUUUUUUAAAUCAAAACUGUAUUGUAUGUGAAGGUUUGUACAG
This is a messenger RNA of Tachysurus vachellii, 2511 nucleotides long. RefSeq names its product abhydrolase domain containing 15a (gene abhd15a). NCBI's taxonomy places the organism in Eukaryota, Metazoa, Chordata, Actinopteri, Siluriformes, Bagridae. The transcript has 3 exons. The coding region runs from base 398 to 1804 and encodes 468 amino acids. Gene Ontology annotation, molecular function: monoacylglycerol lipase activity; short-chain carboxylesterase activity. The record is from RefSeq and is a predicted model, not a curated record.